UCCACUCCUGCUCCUGCAGACUCCUCCUAUCUGGGGUAGAAGAGCAUUCUCUGGUGUUCAGCACUCCCUGGAAAGCUCCUCUUUUUCCACUCACCACCUUCAACCAGAAGAUGGUGCUCAGGCCCACAACUGCAGCAUUUCUGAGCAUGAAUAUGACUGUCACAGCCUGGGAGACCAAUCUCACAACAACAUAUGGAAGUGUUCAGGCCGUUCAUCAACAUUAUACAGAGAUCAUAAUUCUGCAAAUACUGACGGUCAUCGUGGGCCCGGUGGGGUUGGCAGGGAACGCGGUGGUGCUCUGGCUCCUGGGCUUCCGCAUGCAUAGGAAUGCCUUCUCUGUCUACCUCUUCAACCUGGCCGGGGCCGACUUCCUCUUACUCUGCUGUCUAUUUAUACGUGCCCUAGGUUUACUUUUUGACUUGAGUUUUGACAGUACAGUAAUGGGCGGCUUUGUCUUUGCUGUGUCAGUCUUUGCCUACAUCUCAGGCCUAGGCUUUCUCAGCGUCAUCAGCACGGAACGCUGCAUGUCUGUCCUGUGGCCCAUCUGGUACCGCUGCCUCCGUCCCAGACACCUGUCCCCUGCCCUGUGUGCCCUGCUCUGGGCCCUGUCCCUGCUGCUGAGCAUGCUGGAAGGGUACUACUGUGGCUUCCUGAUUAGCAAUAUGCAUGAAGUUUGGUGUUCAGUCUUGGAUUUCAUCACUGUGGCGUGGCUGAUUUUGUUAUUUGUGCUUCUAUCUGGGUCCAGCCUGGCCCUGAUGACCAGACUGUUGUGUGGCUCCCACCGGGUGCCACUAACCAGGCUCUAUGUGACCAUCGUGUUCACAGUGCUGGUCUUCCUCCUCUGUGGCCUGCCCUUCGGCAUCAUCUGGUUCCUCUUAUUCUGGUUUCGAAGUGAUUCAAAGACGGUCUUCUGUCUUUACCUGAUUGCAAUACUCCUGUCCUGUAUCAACAGCUGUGCCAACCCCAUCAUUUACUUCUUCGUUGGCUCCUUCAGGCAGCGAUGGUGGAAACAGAGACACACCCUGAGGCUCAUUCUUCAGAGGGCUCUGCAGGACACUCCUGAGGUGGAUGAACCUGGUGAAAGCCUUCCUGGGGAAACCCUGGACAUGACAGGAAGCAGUCUGGUACAGGGAUGAGAGCCUCUGUUCUGUUCAGUAUGAAGUAAUUUUGGGACUCACUGCUGCCCUGCCAGGGUUGGAAAGUAUCUAGUCUUCUCUCAGCCUCAGCCUCAGAAUGCUUCGGUGAUCCUCUAGUCUCUUCAAAUGGGUUGUUUUUAAUCUGGCUGCUCUACUUUUUCUCAUUAAUCUGAAAGUUAUGCCUCACCACCAUUCCUGACAUUACCAAUAAAUUUCUCAUGUAAUUGGCCUCUGAAUUUCUUUAUUGAAUGCUUUUCUUUGCAAGUGGGUCAGGAAAGGCUUCUUGAAAUGCUUGGCCUUUGAACUGAUAACUAUAAUUUACCUAGUAAGUACCCUCUGUCACAUGAGCCAGCCACACCAACCUUUUAAGACAGGCAAGGAAAGAUAAACAAGAACUGGACAAAUAGAAAUUGGAAAAGAAGCAUUUAUUGUGUUAUUGCUAAUAAAAGUACAAAGGUUGUUUAGAAAAUGAUGACCAGUGUGCAAACAAGUUUCAUUCCCUUUGACACCCCAAAUAUAUGGUCACAGUUGCUAGAUCCCUUUUAAGAAGGAUCAGCCUGGCCCGUGUAGCUUAGUGGUUGAGUGUUGACCUAUGAACCAGGAGGACACAGUUUAAUUCCUGGUCAGGGAACAUGCUCAGGUUGGAGUCUCAGUCCUCAGUGGAGAGCAUGUACGAGACAGCCAAUGAAUGAUUUUCUCUCAUCACUGAUGUUUCUAUUUCUCUCUCCCUCUCUUUUCCUCUCUCUGAAAUAAAUUUUAAAAAAAAAAUUUUUAAUGGAUCAUUGGCUAAAGUGCAGUGAGUAAUGAGCCAUGUCUCUUGUAGCUUUAUAGUGUCGGGGGUUGGCAUAAGUUUUGCAAAAUGAGUUAGAGUCAGCUCUACAAUACUGUCAAGUCCAGACAUCGCCAGCAAGGUCACCCAAGCAGGACAAACCAAAGAGGAAAUUCCUGCUCUCCUGACAAUGAAUCUAGGAUAUGUCCAACCCUACAGGGUCGGAAACCGCAUCUAAAAACAACAGGCCAGUGGAACAAGGACAAGGGUUGGAGGAAGUGGGAAGGGAGAAACAAAAGAAUGCACCCUCUUUUGGACAAGUCUUUUAGCCUGCAAAAGGCCACAUUGGAGCAGGAGAGAUGGCUUAUCUUUAAAUUAAACUCAAUGUUUUAUGCCUCAUAUAAAACUUCAAUUCUAAUUGCUCACAGCUUUGAUAUGGAUGAUGGCAUAAGAGUUGGUAACCAAUUAUCAGAAAUCUCGUAUUUAAAUUCAGCAUGAUAUCUCCUAUCUCUUUAGAAAUAUAGUAUCUAUAGUAUCUUGAUAUUUAGAUCUGAGCUGUUUAAACAUCCUGUUAUACAUGUGAGAGAAUAAUGCAUAUCAAUUUCAGAUGUUCUGAAGAGAUCAGUGAGCGAAAGUUAGGCCUUUAGUUACCUGCAAAAUUUUAUUUUUUCAUUUUAAAGAGAUAUUAGAAGCAAAUAAGAUAAAUUUUUAAUAAAUAUUUAAAUUUAAUGGUGGUUGUGUGAAUGCUUAUUAUAUUAUCUCAGGGCCUACAUGCCUAGUUUACAAUCUUCUUUCCAGCAUAAACCUUGUUCUCAUUCUUGGGAACUGCAAUAUCCAUAUAGGUAGUAAAUCCAAGUUUUUCAAUCUGAUUAAUUAUAGACCAACAAGUUGCAAAAUUACUGCAGAGAGUUCCUCUCUGCCUGUCACCGAGCCUCUGCCAAUGGUUACCUUUUACACAAAUACAGAACAUUUUCAAAACCAAAAAAUUGACCUGGGUAGAAUACAGUUAUUUACACUACACAUCUUACUUAUAUCUCACCCAGUUUCACAUGCACACAUUUUUAUUGUGUAUAAUUCUAGGACAUUUUAUCACAUGUAUAGAUUCAUGUAAUCAUAACCAUAUUCAAGAUUUGGAACUGUUUUUUGUCACAGAAGAGUCCUCUUGGGCAACUCUUUGUAGACACACCCAACCUGUGCCCCUUCCAAACUCUUGGCAACCACUGAUCUUUUCUCCAUCUCUAUAAUUUUGUCAUUUCAAAAAUGUUAUAUAAAUGGGAUCAUACAGUAUUCAGCCUUUGAGUUUGACUUUUUUCAUUCAACACAAUGACCUCAAGAUCCAUCCAAGAUGUUGCAUGAAUCAAUAGUUUGUUGUUCAUUUUUUAAAUUACUGUGUUGUAUUCUAUAGUAUAGAUGUAUUACCUUUGUUUCACUAUUCACAAGUGGAAGGACAUUUGGUUUGUUUCCAAUUUUAUUAUUAUAAAUAAAAUUUCUA
Molecule: messenger RNA, 3397 nt
Organism: Pipistrellus kuhlii (Kuhl's pipistrelle)
Lineage: Eukaryota; Metazoa; Chordata; Mammalia; Chiroptera; Vespertilionidae
Product: mas-related G-protein coupled receptor member X1-like
Exons: 2
Coding region: 111-1136 (341 amino acids)
Biological process (GO): G protein-coupled receptor signaling pathway
Cellular component (GO): membrane
Molecular function (GO): G protein-coupled receptor activity
Source: RefSeq, a predicted model, not a curated record